Messenger RNA from Megalobrama amblycephala (Wuchang bream), 3056 nucleotides. Its product is annotated as globoside alpha-1,3-N-acetylgalactosaminyltransferase 1-like. The record is from RefSeq and is a predicted model, not a curated record. The coding region runs from base 5 to 1591 and encodes 528 amino acids. Gene Ontology annotation, biological process: carbohydrate metabolic process. The transcript has 14 exons. Gene Ontology annotation, molecular function: hexosyltransferase activity. Lineage: Eukaryota; Metazoa; Chordata; Actinopteri; Cypriniformes; Xenocyprididae. Gene Ontology annotation, cellular component: membrane; Golgi apparatus; vesicle.
UUAUAUGACUAGCACCUGUCUUCAGCCCUGGUUUGCAUACAUUUUGCCUCGCUAUACCAGUCCAACAGGAAUAAGAAACAUUCACAACAUAAUCAACUACUUACCUGUCACUAACCCUGUCAGACAUUCAGUUAUCCGAGUGAACAAGGACACAAAACCUAAUGCAAAAAUGAUGAAACUCCUUAAAACUGCUAACAUCUUUCGUCUCGUGUUGGCUGGCCUCUUAAUAAUGGGACUGAUUUAUUUGUGCUACAUCUCCACCUCACUCAGAUAUGCCAAAGAAGACCAAAGACUCUACCUCAAAGGAGAAAGAGAGCACCAGAACAACUUUCAGUGGAAAAUGCCACAAGGCAGAGAAAGAGAGCACCAGGACAACUUUCAGUUGAAAAUGCCACAAGGAGGAGAAAGAGUGCACCAGAACAACUUUCAGUUGAAAAUGCCACAAGGGCUUUCAUACGAUCAGCCCCGUGUACUGGGCCCAGAUGGCAAAGGUAUUCCCUUGUCACCAUGGUUAGCCCCAAUCGUAUGGGAAGGAACAUUCGAUCCCAUAUUGAUUGAUUCGAUCUACAAACAACAAAACUUAACCAUAGCAACUACAGUCUUCGCUCUUGGGAAACUCAUUUAUUUGUGCUACAUCUCCACCUCACUCAGAUAUCCCAAAGAAGACCAAAAAAUCUGCCUCAAAGGAGAAAGAGAGCACCAGGACAACUUUCAGUUGCAAAUAUCACAAGGGCUUUCAUACAAUCAGCCCCGUGUACUGGGCCCAGAUGGCAAAGGUAUUCCCUUGUCACCAUGGUUAGCCCCAAUCGUAUGGGAAGGAACAUUCGAUCCCACGUUGAUUGAUUCGAUCUACAAACAACAAAACUUAACCAUAGUAACUACAGUCUUCGCUCUUGGGAAAUACACACGGUUUCUUAAAGAUUUCCUGGAGUCUGCAGAGCAGAAUUACUUUGUUGGAUUUCAUGUGCAUUAUUAUAUAUUCACUGAUGAACCAGAACAGGUUCCUGCAGUGGAACUGGGUGAAGGCCAUCAUCUGACUGUGAUAAAAGUCCCUAGUUCUAACAGAUGGCAGGAUAUCAGUUUAAGCAGGAUGAAAAGACUGGAGAAACUGCUUGAGAGUCCAUUUGUCAAUGAAGCCGACUAUGUUUUCAGCCUUGAUGUGGACUCAAAGUUCUAUGGUCGUUGGGGAGUAGAGACUUUGGGUCGCCUAGUAGGUGUGAUACAUGCAUGGUUUUAUGGUUCCUCUCGUGAACAAUUCACAUAUGAACGCAGGCCAGAGUCUCAAGCAUUCAUUCCUUACUCUGAGGGUGAUUAUUAUUAUGGUGGAGCUGUGAUCGGUGGCUUAGUGAAAGAUGUAUAUCAGCUUGCUAAAACCUGCCGGGAGCAGCUGGAGAUUGAUGCAUCUAAAUCCAUUGAGGCGGUAUGGCAGGAGGAGUCUCAUUUGAACAAGUACUUCCUUUAUAACAAACCCAGUAAAUUGCUUUCACCCGAGUAUCUGUGGGAUGACAGUAAAUCUAAACCAGAAGAGCUCAAAGUCAUUCGAUUCUCUCAAGUUCUUAAAAACUAUGCUGAAAUUCGUCCAAACCCUUAGCAGCUGAUACCAGAAACAUGGAUAUUAUUUGUACUUUAUUUGAUCAAAUAUUUAGUCAUGGAGUUUUAGUUUGUUUUUCUUCAGUCACAUGUUUCCCGCCUGAGUUUGUCACUGUGUUUACUGAUAUUAGUCAUUCUGUUCAGCAGGGAAAGUUUGGGUCUCAUUUCUUGGUUUUAUCUUGAUGUUUGGUGUGAAUAUUUAGAUCUGGUGACUUUGGUCAUAAAUUUUUAGUUUAGCUCACGGGCAGCAUUUAAAUACGACUACCUGAAGUGGUUGUGUACAUUUUGGAACUUUUUAUUUAAAAAAACAAAAAAAUUCUGUCUACAAAGUCGAAUGGAUUGCAAAAACUUUGAAUCUCCUCUCUCUCUCUCUCUCUCUCUCUCUCUCUCUCUAUAUAUAUAUAUAUAUAUAUAUGUAAAAUUCAGAGAGAACCUCAUAUUUCCUAGGGGACGAUAUGCAAAAUGGCAAUGCAUUUCUGCAUUUAAAUUUACAUUUUCCACACCAUAUGUGCAACCUUUUGAGUGUAAAUACAAUUGAGAAAAAAAAUUUCAAUGAUGAUUUUACUAUUUUUUUUGCUUGAACAUGCUAAACAUAUAUUAUCAUUUCUGUAAUACAUUUUUAUUUUAAUUUUGCAACUUAUAAAGCGUUAACAUAUAAUUUAAACAUAUAUUUUAACUUGUGUAGGAAAUAGCAAAUGUAAAUUAUAUUAUUGAAUUUAAAUGAUCAUUUUGCUCCAAAGGUUGUACAUAUGGUAUGGAAAAUGUAAAUUUAAAAAUGGAAAUACGUGGCCAUUUUGAAUAUUACAUUUCAAAUUGAAUAUUGCUACAAAUAUGCUUCCAUAUUCUGUCCUCUGAUUGAUAGUUCAUACUGUUUUUUUUAAUCAAGUAAAGUCUGUUUUUCUCAUAAAUUUUUAAUGGUUUUUAUAAGGUAAAUGUAAAAUAAUCAUACACUGUACUGAAGCAGCUUGGGUUUACUUGAUCAUUCAUGCAUCAUUUAAAAAAAAAAAAAAAAAAAGCUUUUAUGGGUCAUAUAUACAAAUCAAUGAUAACUGAGAGACGGACAAAUAAAUGUUCUCCAAAAGUAUGUUGUCAUAUCCGACAUUUACAUUAACAUGAAAAAAUGUAAAAAAAAAAAUCAAAAUAAAAAAGAAAUAAAUCAUUUUUAACAUUAAAAAAUUUAAUUUUUAACAUUAAAAAAAUUAUGCAUGAAUAAUCAAGGAAACCCAAGAUACAUUUACAUUUACUUUAUAAAAAUCAUUAAAGAUUUCUGAGCAAAACAUUCUUUUUCCAGUGAAUUUAUACCACCAAACGGGCAACGUAUCCUGGGAGAUACGAAUAUUAAAAUAUUUUUACUUUUAUACACUAAAAAGUUGGCCAAGUAAUAUUGAAAUAGUACAAUUACAAGUAUACUACUACAACAUAAAAAUAUACUUGAACUUUACUUAAUAAAAUGAACUUAAAGUAUA